This is a messenger RNA of Iphiclides podalirius (scarce swallowtail), 1482 nucleotides long. NCBI's taxonomy places the organism in Eukaryota, Metazoa, Arthropoda, Insecta, Lepidoptera, Papilionidae. The record is from the annotation of a GenBank genome assembly.
AUGCCGGGCCGGAAGCACGCCUGCCUCGUGUUCCACGGCUACACGUACAAGCGCUACCAGAUCCUGGCGAACGGCCAGGUCAAGUGGCGCUGCUCCAAGUGGCACUCCGGCUGCAGGGUCUCCGUGAAGACGAACACUGAGGACCCCAGGGCCGGGAUAGUGCUCAUCGAGAACCUGCACAACCACGAGAGGCCCAGGCUGAUAAGGAACAGCGACGGCUUCCUGGAGAAGGCAAAUCGAAUACGUAUCGAUAGGAAGGAAAUAUCCUUUGAUGGUUUGCAAUGGCUACGUCUACAAACGCGUAAGGAUCAACAACACGGGGAAGACCUUCUGGAGGUGCUCGAUGAUCCACAAAGGCUGUAUGGCGUACUGUUUGGUCGACAGCGACGAGAUCAUACUGAGGAACAGCCACAGCCACGCCGCACCAAAGUUCAGGACGCAAUCGGGCCGAUGGAUCAUGCCAUAGUCCACCUGCUGCCGUCGGGCAGAGGCAAACACCCGCUGCUGAUGUUCAACAAGUACACAUUCAGGAGACAGUACGCGCUGACAACGGGCGCGCUGUUGUGGUACUGCUCCAACCGUCACAGCGGCUGCAAGGCUUUCAUGCACAGCGUGGACAGUGCCUACACUUACGGCGACAAAGAACACAACCACCCCCCGCCCCACUAUGUGAGGCAUGACGACGGCACAUGGAUUAAGAUCGGCGGCCCCUUCUUUGUGCCCAGCAAGCGCAAAAACUCACUGCUGAUGUUCGAGCAGUACACAUUCAGAAAGAAGAACAAGCUGGCUUCGGGCUGGAUAUUGUGGUACUGCUCCGACCGCCAUAACGGCUGCAACGCUAAACUCCACAGCUGUGAGGACGCCUACUCCUUCGGCGAUGACGAGCACAACCACCCCCCGCCCCGCUGUGAAGACGCCUACUACUUCGACGAUGACGAGUACAACCACCCCCAGUACGAGAAGCGUGAGGGCAUCUGGAUUAAGAUGAAAGCUACAAAAUAUCCUAUUUUCUGCCUGGGAAACGGAGGCACCCGCUGCUGGUGUACAAAAACUACUCAUUCAGGAAGGCGUCAAAGCUUACUUCUGGCUGGACACUGUGGUACUGUUCUAACCGACACAACGGCUGCAGGGCUAACCUCCACAGCUGUGACGAUAGUUACUCCUUCGGCGACGAAGAGCACAAUCACGCCGCACCUCAAUACGAGAGGUGUGCAGACGGCACGUGGUUUAGUGCACUUGCUGCCCACGCACGCCGGCAAGCACCCGCUCCUGAUGUUCGACGGCUACACGUUCAAGCGGCAGACGCAGUUCGCCUCCGGCAAGGUGCUCUGGUACUGCUCGAACCGCCGCAACGGCUGCAAGGCCUGCGUGAACAGCGUGGGCGACGAGUACACGUUGCGCUGCGCCGAGCACAACCACCCGCCGCCUCGCUACAUGCGCGGCUCCGACGGCUCUUGGAUCAAGAUCAACUGGGUGGAGCGA